Messenger RNA from Stereum hirsutum FP-91666 SS1, 903 nucleotides. RefSeq lists its product as uncharacterized. Bases 1 to 903 code for a protein of 300 amino acids. The transcript has 7 exons. The record is from RefSeq and is a predicted model, not a curated record. Lineage: Eukaryota; Fungi; Basidiomycota; Agaricomycetes; Russulales; Stereaceae.
AUGACUUUCAACGUUGUCGACUUCCGUCACUAUAUGGAAUCUUCUCAGAACACCGCACAUAUCGAUGGUGUCCUGGCCGAGGUCAGAGCUCAAAUGGAUACUUCAAACUUUCUUUAUCCCUUGAAGAAUUUGCAAACACUCAACGAACGCACCAUCAUAUAUACGGAUACAGACGGAAAUUCAACACUUCUUUUCAACGAAGGAAGCUCGGAGUCCGAAGGCAUCGAAGCAAUAUUUGUCGUGCAGGGUGUCUUGUGGGAUUUCACCCUUCCUCCAAUCAUCGCAAAAACAGACAUUCCACGCCGUGUUCAGUUUGCUAAACAGAGCAUAGUUAUCCAUGGAUGGGGAAAUAAACAUUUUGUUGAAGAUCGCCAAGCAAUCGAAACCAUCCAUCAGAAGAUGUCGGCCAAUUACAAGGAAGGGACGCUGAAAGCUUGGGACGUAAUCAAUGCAGUGGACUCUAAUAUGACUUCAAAGGAGUACUCCAACCGUUAUUUUACACCUAUUCAACAUGCCAAUGGCGAGCCCAGCAUACCCUUUGCAUCGAACGUGGAUCCACAUCACCAUCUUACCCGUGCAGCCACAUCCAACAUGGUUCAUCUGCCUACUAAUGAAGUGGGGUACUACCAAUAUAUACCCAUGCACCGUCGUAAAUCUGACUUUAUAUGCUUCAAUCCGGCGCAGUUCAGAGUUGGUCAGAUAGUACAGGCUCAGAUUGCGUUCAAGACAGUACCGUCUGGAGGCAAGACUCCACAGCACCGCUUGAUCUGUCAACUGAAGAGUAUAGCAAUGCUUGAUAAUGCCAUGCAACAGACUUACGAAUCAAUUAUACUCUUCGCUAUUGACCGGAGAAACUUCGACAAAGAGAUUACGAACCACGGAGACCCAGGCAGAAUCACAUGA